This is a messenger RNA of Aureobasidium namibiae CBS 147.97, 1047 nucleotides long. RefSeq lists its product as uncharacterized. Lineage: Eukaryota; Fungi; Ascomycota; Dothideomycetes; Dothideales; Saccotheciaceae. Gene Ontology annotation, molecular function: protein binding. The transcript has 2 exons. The record is from RefSeq and is a predicted model, not a curated record. The coding region runs from base 1 to 1047 and encodes 348 amino acids.
AUGGCAAGUCCCACCAACACCGGACGACGUCCUGCAGACACAAGAAAGCUCUUGUAUGAUACGCCUAUGGUUACAAUCGAAGUCGGCGCUGAAAAGGAGCACUUCGUUGUCCACAAGAGCAUCCUAUGUGCCAAAUCAUCAUACUUCGAUAGAGCACUUUCCGGCUCGUUUCAGGAGGCCAUCACUCGCUUCUUCCAGUUGCCCGAUAUCUCGCCAGUGCUGUUCAGAAUCUUUGUGGCAUGGCUGUACUACGGCGAUCUUGGCUAUGUCCCACGAAGCGGAAGAACAGUUGAAGAGGAUUUCCGAAGCCUCGAGAUCACCAAAGAAAAUUUCCAACAGAAAGAUGCUCACCAGAGCAAGUCUCAAGACGGACCGAGCAACAACACCGAGAAUACUCGCUUAGAAUACACUCGCUCAAGCAAAGAUGUAACAGAAUCUACCUCUGGUAUUGCCAUGGCAAACUCGUCCGAAAGCCACAAAUCAUCGGCCGAGGAGGCGAUAGAUCAGCCUAUUCCUGCCAACCAACCAACAUACGAAGGAGAACACCCUAAGGGCUGGCCUUGCGAUGUCCCGGUCAGACUAUAUAUCUUCGCCGACCGUUUCGACAUUCGCGAACUAAGGGCAGACUCUCUAGAUGCCUUGAAUCACGCUACCGAAAACGACAAAAGCAGAAUUUGUGCCUUCAACGUUGUUCGUCACAUAUAUCUGAACACACCUUCGACUUCGAAGCUCAGAAAGUACGUUGUUCACUGCGCAUCGUAUGAAAUCGAUUUCGGUGAGGAUGAAUCUGAGUGGAUUUCUUAUCCCAUCGAAUUCUUGGUUGCUGUAAUGAUCAUGAACGGUAGAAGGUUGCCAGACAAGCAAUGCCAGGAAUGCUAUGGAGCCGCCCUGAAGUACACGCUUUUCGCGCCGCAGAACGAUGAGAGAAACCCGAAGGAAGACCUCCCACCAUACAAGACAGACUUGUGCUUCUACCACGAACACCUGAAUGAAGAAGAACGUAAGGCUUGUCGCCUUCGUCGUGAAGGUUCGAAGCCUGCCGUUUGA